AUACAAUCACAAAUCACGGCUCACACCGCCAGAGCGGCUUUCACACAAUAAACAACGUACACCCAUGCCUCGCCAAAGCCGCCAAGCCUCCAGCCCCGCUACCAAACCAUCGUCCUCCACCGCUGGAUCCUCUCCGCCGGCUGCUCCUACGGCUGCUUCUACCCCGCCGCCCGCGCGGGAACCAGGCUCAUCUGCGAGUGCUGGCUCAUCUGCCGGCUCGCCCGAGCAAGUCCCGGCCGACCGCGAGCUGCAAUACCUCUGUCCACGCACCGGUUGCAACACCAACCUCUUCUUGAAGGAAAACAUUCGCAAGGACAGGGCCGACUACCCCGCCUGCAGGAACUUUAACGCGGGAACCUGCGCGUGGACCGGCCUUUUGAUCAAGUACCCCGGAAAGGUCUGCUGGCUCUGCGCCUCCGAGUUCGAGGUCGGCGAAGUGGUGUGGGCACACACCAUCCCAGACGUGGAACGCCCGGCGUGCCAUAUUAACUGGUGCCUCAACGCGGAGGCCUGCAUCGUCCUCAAGGGGGACGGCGUCCCCGUCAACGUUAGGCUGGCCGGCGAGGACGACGCGAAUUGCGUUGGCAAGCGCUGCCGUGACUGCAAACGUGCCGACCCGACCAUACUGGACACGGACCAGUUAAUCGCCAAGUCCACCCAGCCCUUCCACGUGGGCUGUGCCGUGAAACACCGUCGGGAGCUCGCGUCCAUAUUUGUUGGAAUAAUUUCAGAGAAUAUUCAAAUAGCUGGUCAACCUCAACAAACCUACCAAAAUGUUCCGGAGUACCUCCAACUCAUGUCGGUUCCAACUGCCUACGCAACCCACGUCGAGAUUGCAGCUGCCCAACAGUUAUACAACCUUAACAUAAGAGUUACCCUCGUCGGCCAACCCUUUCCACCUCCUCCGUCCCAUGAUACAUGCGAUGUUUUGUACGGGGGCGAGCACUACCGAACUUUGCAGUUUCAUCCAUGA
Molecule: messenger RNA, 973 nt
Organism: Ectocarpus sp. CCAP 1310/34
Lineage: Eukaryota; Phaeophyceae; Ectocarpales; Ectocarpaceae
Source: the annotation of a GenBank genome assembly